This is a messenger RNA of Geodia barretti, 1368 nucleotides long. The record is from the annotation of a GenBank genome assembly. NCBI's taxonomy places the organism in Eukaryota, Metazoa, Porifera, Demospongiae, Tetractinellida, Geodiidae.
AUGCGUCUUGAAAACAAAGUUGCUCUUAUCAGCGGGGGUUCUCGGGGUCAGGGCGCUGCGGAAGCCCGGCUGUUCGCCGGCGAAGGCUGUAAGGUCGUAAUCGCCGACGUUCUGGAGGACGAGGGGAGGCGGCUGGAGGCCGAAAUCAACGAGACCGGCGGCGAGUGUGUAUUCGUCAAGCUGGAUGUCACCAGCGAGGACGAGUGGAACGCGGCCAUCAACACCACGGUGGAGCGGUUCGGCAAGCUGGACAUCCUGGUGAACAACGCCGGCAUCUACCGGCAGGUGGGUAUCGAGGACACCAGCGAAGAGUUGUGGGACAACAUCUUCGACAUCAACGCCAAGGGAGUGUUCCUGGGCACCAAGGCCGCCAUCCCUGAAAUGCGCAAGGCCGGCGGCGGUUCCAUCAUCAACAUCUCCAGCGUGGCCGGCCUCAUCGGCAGCUGGCGGGCGCCGGCCUACGGGGCCACCAAGGGCGCGGUCCGCCUGUUCACCAAGUCCACCGCCAUCCAGUACGCCGCCGAGGGCAUCCGCUGCAACUCCGUUCACCCCGGCAUCAUCGAGACGCCCAUGACCACGCCGACCCUGCUGCGGGACGACGCGGCGCGGCAGGCGUCGCUGGACCGGACGCCCAUCGGCCGGGUCGGCCAGGCCGAGGACGUCGCCUAUGGGGUGCUGUUCCUGGCGUCUGACGAGUCGUCCUUCAUGACCGGCAGCGAGUUGGUGAUCGACGGCGGGUUGUUCGCCCAGUAGCGGUUCGGGCGCGCCGUUUUGAUGCCCGCGCGGCGCAUCACCCUCGUUGGCAGCGCGGGCGCGGUGGCGGUUGUCCUGUGUCUGCUAACCUUGUUGGUGCCCACCAACACCGCCCACGCCUGCUCGUGCGCCUCUGCCGGCUCGCCCGCCGAAGCGCUGGCGGACGCCGAUGCCGUAUUCGCCGGCGAAGUGACCUCGGUAAAAUUCAGCGGUACCUCCCCGUACCGGCUCUCGUCAGCGGCGCUGGUCACCGUGGAAUUCGGCGUCAGCCGCAUCUGGAAGGGGCCGCGCUUGGCCACGUUGACCGUCGAAACCGAGCGCCGCGAAGUUUCCUGCGGGUACGAGUUCAAAAAGGGACGGAAGUACAUCGUGUACACCUGGGACGGCACGCGAACCGGGCUUUGCACCCGCACCGCCCCGGCCUGGAUGGCGUUUCGCGAUUUUGUGGCGCUGGGCCCGGGACAACCACCUGAGCCCACGCCAUCGUCGGAAACUGCCGGGGGUGGUACCUGCUCGGCCACGGCGAGUUCGGGGGAACGGCGGGUGGAGGUCACCAUGCUGGGACUGCUGGUCGGCGUCAUAGCCUUGGGCAUACGCCGCCGACCUCGCCUAUAA